GGCGGUCCAAUACAUGCUCACAAAGAGCACUGGGCCACACAGCAUCAGCUGUUAAAGCUCUCCUAUAAAUAGCUCAACACUGUUUGUGGACCAUUAUAACAGCUGCUGCAACUUAAAAGCUUAAUAUACAACGCAUCAAGCACAGAGCUUUUUAGGACAGCUGAUUCUUAGAAGAUCUUAACAAGGAUUAUCUGGAUUAGUGUUUCUAUUUUACAUUUUUUUUUUUAGCACUUAAAAAAAAAAUAUAAGAUUUUUGAGGAUUAUAUCAUGCUGUAGACUCUGGUAAAUUCUAUCUGCCCAAUAUCAGAAUGUACUCCUCACCUGCUGAAGCAUUCACUACAGUGCUGAAUACAGAAACCUGGCAAAAAAAUUGGUAGAGAAGCCAAAGAAAAAAAAAAACCUUACCAAUUACUAAUCUCUUAAAAACCCCCCAAAAAAAACUUCAUCACGCAAAAAAAAAAUCAAUGGACGGAUGAAGCUAAAACCAGUAAAAGUGAUCAUCGGUUUAUUUUCACAAAUGGAGGAUAAAUUGGCAGAAAGUGAUUCAAUACCAAAACAAACCGCCUGAUCACUGCAGGAUCUCUAAUGGAAGGAAACAGCAUGGAGAUUCUUCUAAUGGAAGGAAAUUGAAAAAAAAAUGCAGUGGUCAGUUGGUUUCAGUGUUUUUUUGAAAUAGAAGAUCGAGAUAUUUUUUUCAUGGCUUUCUUGACUACUGGGAUUUAUGAACCGCAGGUGCCCCUUCCGGAAAUCAACAUCACAAACUCCAACAGCAGUCUCAACAUGACACAAGGAUAUCUAGUGUUUCAACCUCAAGUGCCCAUUGAUCCUGAGUCACUGCACCAAAAGACCCAAAGGGCUACUGUCAUAGCGUUUAUGGGAAUUUUCAUCUUCAUUACUCUCACUUUGACCACGGCAGUGAUUGUGUUCUGCAAGAAAAAGAAUUCGGUGUUUUUGCUUCAAAAGUCGGAUUUGCAUGCCGACUUGGAUUUAGAACUUGAGGAAAUCCAGACUGACAUUUCCGACGAUUUUGGAAGUUUUUCUUUGGAGAUAACCGAUGUAAAGCCAAGCCCGAGUGUGUCAAAUCCUCAAGAUCUGGGACAAUACGAAGCACUAUUGUCCGAUACAAGUACUUUAAAACAAUCCAGAAGUUUACCACUAAAUUUAGAUUCUGGACAGAAGUCUAAAAACCUGCAGCAUUCUCAUACAAAGUCGGAGACUUGCCAUAAUCUCCAGAGGACCUCUUCCCACUUGGCUUCAGUUCAAAGUGAUUUGGAUACAUUACAUCCGGAACAACUGGAACAGAGUGAAAUUUCACAGGAAUCUAGUGGGCUGCUAAGUGAACUGACAGACAGACAGACACUGCCUGCAGAACAGCUAUAUGUUUUCCCUGCGAAUAAAAAUUCCUUUCAGGAAGAACAAAUUUACCCAUGAUUUCUAACUGCCUAUGUAUAUUAGUUACUGUAUGGUAAAUAUUGCAUAAAUUGGUAUGUUUUUACCUUAUAUUCCAAUUUUUCAAAAGGACCUCUUGUCAGAAUUAAAUUCUUGCAUAUAACUUUUUAAAUGUUUUUCUUUACUUAUGUUUAUGGUCACCUCCCAAUUACAAAAAAUGUAUAUAAUUACCUUUUUUAACUUUUAAUUUUUGAAAAGGAGCAAGAAUUUCAAUGGCAUUAUAACAAUGGAAAAAUAUAUGGAACACAAUCUGGUUUUUUGAUUUUUUUUUUUUUAAAGAAGCGAGGAUUCAUAUGACAAUUAUAAUGUUGAUAAAUUUUUGAAUAUUAAUAUACUUAAUAAACAAUCUGUGGGAAAAUCAUGUUGUGAAGAAACAUCCUGGUAAACAAAUGG
Messenger RNA from Magallana angulata, 1842 nucleotides. RefSeq lists its product as uncharacterized. The coding region runs from base 697 to 1431 and encodes 244 amino acids. Lineage: Eukaryota; Metazoa; Mollusca; Bivalvia; Ostreida; Ostreidae. The record is from RefSeq and is a predicted model, not a curated record. The transcript has 2 exons.